GAAAACAUGUGUGUCAACUCGGAUCAAGGUCCGAGCAAGUAGCUGCCAGCCGGCCAAUAGCUGCAGACUGCUGUCCCGUACACUAUAUAGUCGGAGUAGAUGUCCUGCUGAUCACUAUCAGUCGCUGUAAGUGCAGGUUUCUCCAAGUCAAUCUGAAGAAGUUCUCUGUUUACUAUCUGCUUUACUUCAGUGCGCGCAGGGCGCGGUGAGCUGCAGCUGCACAAUGAUCCCCAAGAUUGCCUUGUGCGCCCAGUUUCUUCGUCGGAACAACCGUGUUUUUACCAGAUCUUUAAAGGUUUUACAGAGACAAUGGACACGUCAUCCAGGAUUACCUGCAGCGAGUCGUGGUAUUCAUGUGGACUCUCCGCCCAUCAUCCCGACUCUCACUACCAGCUACGCCCACGGCACGUCUUCCACAUCUCUGCGCCACGCAACAGUAGGAGAGGCUCUGCUGAAGGCUGUGGAGCGCUCGCCUGACAGAGAGGCCGUGGCCUUUCUACAAGACGGAGUCCGCAAGACCUUUGCACAGCUUCAGCAGGAUGUGGAUCAAGCUGCAGCCGGGCUGUUGGCAAUCGGACUGCAAAAAGGAGACCGGCUCGGCAUGUGGGGGCCAAACACUUAUGAAUGGAUCCUGUUCCAGUUUGCCACAGCCAAAGCCGGCAUUAUAUUGGUAUCCGUGAACCCGGCGUACCAGCUGCAGGAGGUGGAGUUUGCAUUGCGGAAGGUUGGGUGUAAAGCCAUAGUGUGCCCGACACAGUUUAAGACUCAGAAGUACUGUGACAUGCUGAGACAGAUCUGUCCGGAGAUCGAGACUUCCACCCCAGGAGACAUCAGGAGUGCACGGCUCCCAGACCUCCGCUCUGUGAUUGUCAUUGAUAGUCGACAACCAGGAAUGUUCCAUCUUGAGGAUGUGAUGCAGGCAGGAAGCAGCCAGUACAUACAGCAGCUUCAGGAUCUGCAGAAGAAGAUCUCCUUUGACGACCCCAUAAACAUCCAGUUCACUUCGGGCACAACUGGGGCUCCAAAGGGUGCCACCUUGUCUCAUCACAACAUCAUCAACAAUGCCUACUUUGUUGGCAGUAGAAUGGGAUACACAUGGAGGCCUGACCUUCGUAUCUGCCUGCCUGUGCCUAUGUACCACUGCUUCGGCUCUGUGGGUGGUGGGAUGUGUGUUGCCGUGCACGGCAUCUCCAUUGUAUUUCCCUCUUCAGGGUACGAUGGAAAGGCCACUUUAGCAGCUCUGGAGAGUGAAAGGUGCACCUACAUCUACGGCACCCCCACCAUGUAUGUUGACUGGAUCAACCAGCCAGACUUGGCUAAAUAUGACUUGUCGUCAGUUCGCUCAGGCAUCAUGGCUGGUUCCCCUUGUCCUCCAGAAGUUGUGAAGAAGGUCAUUACUAUGAUGGGCGUCAAAGAAAUAACAAUUGGAUACGGCACUACGGAGAACAGCCCCGUGACGUUCUGCGGCUCGCCGUCAGACAACCUGGACAGGAAGUGUGACACCGUCGGCUACAUCAUGGACCACAUAGAGGCUAAAAUCGUGAACCCUUCAACAGGAGAGAUCGUGCCUCUGGGGAUGCUGGGGGAGAUUAUGAUCAGGGGCUACUGCGUGAUGUUGGAGUACUGGGGGGACGAAGCCAAGACACGAGAGUGCAUCACUAAAGAAGGAUGGUACAAAACUGGAGACAUUGGCAGCUUGGAUGUGCACAGCUACCUCCGAAUCGAGGGCAGGAUCAAAGACAUGAUCAUCAGAGGAGGAGAGAACAUUUACCCAGCGGAGAUCGAACAGUUUCUGCACACGCACCCCAAAAUCAAGGAGGCACAGGUGGUCGGAGUUGCGGACCCCCGCAUGGGUGAAGAAGUCUGUGCCUGUAUCAAACUAGUAGACGGAGAGGACUGCACUGAAGAAGAAAUCAAAGCUUACUGCAAAGGACAGAUCGCUCACUUCAAGAUUCCUCGCUACGUACUCUUUGUGACCAGCUACCCGCUCACCAUUACUGGAAAGAUCCAGAAGAACAAACUACGCGCGGAAGCUGAGAAGCUGCUCGAACUGAGGAAGAAAAAAUGAGGACCAGCUCAUGUAUAGAGAAUUCAACUACUGUGUAUCAUUUACCACAAACUUCAAUUGUCCAUAUGUUUAGGCAAGUUACUGAGCCUUUUGUAAAUUACAUAUUGACAAUUAUAUACUGACAAUAUAUUAUAUAUAAUUUGUGACCCAUUUUUAAGAAUUCUAUCUUCAGUAAGAACCAAUGGGUUUAGGGUUGAGUGACAAACGUUAGGAAAGUUGUAAAGUAUUUCGAGAUGGACUAACCGAUUCUUUGGUUUGGUCUUUUCAAGGGAUUUGACAAUAACAAAAAUAAAGACUAACAGUCUUAUAUUUAACAUCAUUCUCUGUAAUAAUAGAGGUGUAAUAGGAAAUGUGAACAUGCAGUAUACUGAAAAUAAGCGCAGAAAUAGUUGGUGCUCAGUGCUCCACUGUUCUUUUUCAUUCUGCAAAAAGCUAUUCAAAUAUUUUUACAUCAACUUGAAAUAAACUUUGUACUACAUUAUUAAAACCA
Molecule: messenger RNA, 2558 nt
Organism: Perca fluviatilis (European perch)
Lineage: Eukaryota; Metazoa; Chordata; Actinopteri; Perciformes; Percidae
Gene: acsf2
Product: acyl-CoA synthetase family member 2
Exons: 16
Coding region: 224-2068 (614 amino acids)
Biological process (GO): fatty acid metabolic process
Molecular function (GO): medium-chain fatty acid-CoA ligase activity
Source: RefSeq, a predicted model, not a curated record